AACUCGAAUCUAUAUAUUUGAAAGCAAAUAUGUCUGGACGUGGCAAAGGAGGAAAAACGAAGGGAAAGGCGAAGACCAGGUCGUCCCGUGCGGGACUUCAGUUCCCGGUUGGAAGAAUCCACAGACUCCUAAAGAAAGGACACUACGCUGAGAGGGUUGGAGCGGGUGCAUCCGUGUAUUUGGCAGCCGUCAUGGAAUAUUUGGCCGCUGAAGUUCUCGAAUUGGCAGGCAACGCUGCACGUGACAACAAGAAGACCAGGAUCAUUCCCCGUCACCUUCAGUUGGCGGUCAGGAAUGAUGAAGAGUUAAACAAACUUCUUUCCGGGGUCACCAUCGCACAGGGUGGUGUCCUUCCCAAUAUCCAAGCCGUCCUUCUCCCAAAAAAGACAGAGAAGAGCGCUUAAGUUGCUUUUUGCGACCGUUUUCAACGGCCCUUAUCA
This is a messenger RNA of Cimex lectularius (bed bug), 440 nucleotides long. RefSeq names its product histone H2A-like. The transcript has a single exon. The record is from RefSeq and is a predicted model, not a curated record. Gene Ontology annotation, cellular component: nucleosome. Gene Ontology annotation, molecular function: structural constituent of chromatin; protein heterodimerization activity; DNA binding. Bases 30 to 404 code for a protein of 124 amino acids. Lineage: Eukaryota; Metazoa; Arthropoda; Insecta; Hemiptera; Cimicidae.